AUGGAGCUGGUGUGGCUGCACAUGAUGCUGAUCCACGUGCAGCAUGUCGCUGCUGUGACCUGGCUGUCCCUGGCCAAGCAGAUUUCCCUGCAGGCAGCCCUCCGGGACCCCAGGGGCUGUGGUGGCCUGAUGGGGCAGGUGGAAGAGCAGGUGGAAGCCAUGGAGGCGGUGAAGUGAGGUGUGGAGCUGGCUGCCCUCGAGUGCCAGCACCAGUUCCACUCUCGCCGCUGGAACUGCUCCACCCUGCAGGGGCUGCAGGUCUUGGGCAAAGCCACCAUCCAAGGCACGCAGCAGUCGGCUUUCAUCCAUGCCAUCUCCGCUGCCAGCUUUGCUUUUGCUGUCACCUGUGCCUGCAGCCACGGGGAGCUGCACAAGUGUGGCUGUGACCACAAGAUCUGAGGAGUCAGCCCUGAAGGUUUCCAGUGGUCAGGCUGCUCUGAUAACCUGUUUUAUGGGAUUGACUUCUCUCAGGCCUUCGUGGACAGCCCUGAGAGGAGCCGCGGUGUCUCCUCCAGCCAAAUGCUCAUCAACCUGCACAACAAUGAGGCAGGGAGGGAGGACUCUGGAAAUGCCUUCUCCAGUGCUCAGCUGUUCCUUUGGCUGGAGAAAUGUUUCCAAGAGGAGUUCCAGCAGCUGCCACAGUGA
Messenger RNA from Pseudopodoces humilis (Tibetan ground-tit), 645 nucleotides. The record is from RefSeq and is a predicted model, not a curated record. Lineage: Eukaryota; Metazoa; Chordata; Aves; Passeriformes; Paridae.